Molecule: messenger RNA, 3670 nt
Organism: Sphaeramia orbicularis (orbiculate cardinalfish)
Lineage: Eukaryota; Metazoa; Chordata; Actinopteri; Kurtiformes; Apogonidae
Gene: supt5h
Product: SPT5 homolog, DSIF elongation factor subunit
Exons: 31
Coding region: 152-3406 (1084 amino acids)
Biological process (GO): transcription elongation by RNA polymerase II; transcription elongation-coupled chromatin remodeling; regulation of transcription by RNA polymerase II
Cellular component (GO): DSIF complex
Molecular function (GO): protein binding; mRNA binding
Source: RefSeq, a predicted model, not a curated record
AAGUCCGCUCUGCUUCCGAAACCUUGCGGCUAUGUAGAAGACGCUACAAGCAUCUGAUGAAUUGAAAUUAGGCGAAAAUUUAAUAUUUUUAAGCAACUGACCGCAUAUUAAUUAAGUCGUCAUUUAAAAAGAGUUUGUUUGAAUAAGAAAUAUGUCCGACAGCGAGGACAGUGACUUUUCUGACAACCAGAGUGAACGCAGCAGCGACGGAGAGGCCGAGGAAGUGGAGGAGAAUGAGGAGGAGACGGGGAGCCCCGUUGGCAGCGACAAGGUAGCAGACGAGGAAGGGGAGGACCUGGAGGAUGAGGAGGAGUACGAUGAAGAGGAGGAGGAGGAUGAUGAUGACCGACCGAGGAAGAAGCCGAGGCACGGGGGGUUCAUCCUGGAUGAGGCCGAUGUGGACGAUGAGUACGAGGACGAAGAGGAUCAGUGGGAAGAAGGAGCUGAGGAUAUUCUGGAGAAAGUUAACGCAGAGGAGGCUGAAGCUUCUAAUAUUGACCAUGUGGUGUUGGAUGAAGAUCACUCUGGAUCCCGGCGGCUGCAGAACCUCUGGAGAGACUCCAGAGAAGAGGCUCUGGGUGAAUACUACAUGAGGAAAUAUGCCAAAUCCUCUGGGGGGGAACAUUACUCUGGAGGAUCAGAGGAACUGUCUGAUGACAUCACCCAACAGCAGCUGCUUCCUGGAGUCAAGGAUCCAAACCUGUGGACUGUCAAGUGUAAGAUUGGAGAGGAGAGAGCGACCGCCAUCGCAUUGAUGAGGAAGUUCAUCGCCUACCAGUUCACUGACACACCUCUGCAGAUCAAGUCGGUGGUCGCUCCAGAUCACGUCAAAGGCUAUAUCUACGUAGAGUCGUACAAACAGACGCACGUGAAGGCGGCCAUCGAAGGCAUCGGUAACCUGAGGAUGGGCUUCUGGAACCAGCAGAUGGUCCCGAUUAAAGAGAUGACCGAUGUCCUGAAGGUGGUCAAAGAGGUGACCAACCUGAAACCCAAGUCCUGGGUCCGACUCAAGAGAGGCUUGUACAAGGACGACAUCGCUCAGGUGGACUACGUGGAGCCCAGUCAGAACACCAUCUCUCUGAAGAUGAUCCCCCGAAUAGACCUGGACCGGAUCAAGGCCAAGAUGAGUCUGAAAGACUGGUUCGCUAAGAGGAAGAAGUUUAAGAGACCUGCCCAGAGGCUGUUUGACGCUGAGAAGAUCAGGUCUCUGGGCGGGGAGGUCAGCCAUGAUGGAGACUUCAUGAUCUUCGAGGGGAACCGGUACAGCCGCAAAGGAUUCCUUUUCAAGAGCUUCGCCAUGUCUGCUGUGAUCACAGAUGGGGUGAAGCCCACUCUGUCUGAACUGGAGAAGUUUGAAGACCAGCCUGAGGGCAUCGACCUGGAGGUGGUCACAGAGUCAGGUAAGGAGCGUGAACACAACCUUCAGGCUGGAGACAACGUGGAAGUGUGUGAGGGAGAGUUGAUCAACCUACAGGGAAAAAUCCUCAGCGUGGACGGAAACAAGAUCACCAUCAUGCCCAAACAUGAGGACCUGAAGGACCCUCUGGAGUUCCCCGCCCACGAGUUAAGGAAAUACUUCCGAAUGGGCGACCACGUGAAGGUGAUCGCUGGGCGAUACGAAGGUGACACCGGCCUCAUCGUCAGAGUGGAGGAAAAUUUCGUCAUCUUGUUCUCCGACCUCACCAUGCACGAGCUGAAGGUGUUGCCUAGAGAUCUGCAGCUCUGCUCAGAGACGGCGUCUGGCGUUGAUGCAGGGGGUCAGCAUGAGUGGGGGGAGCUGGUCCAGUUGGACCCACAGACGGUCGGAGUCAUCGUCCGACUGGAGAGAGAGACAUUCCAGGUGUUGAACAUGCAUGGGAAGGUGUUGACAGUGCGCCACCAGGCGGUGAACCGCAGGAAGGACAACCGCUUCGCCGUGGCGCUGGACUCUGAACAGAACAACAUCCACGUCAAAGACAUCGUGAAGGUCAUCGACGGGCCGCAUUCGGGUAGAGAAGGUGAGAUCCGACACUUAUUCCGCGGCUUUGCCUUCCUCCACUGUAAGAAGUUGGUGGAGAACGGAGGCAUGUUCGUCUGCAAAACCAGACACCUGGUCCUGGCGGGAGGAUCCAAGCCUAGAGAUGUGACUAACUUCACCGUGGGGGGGUUCGCUCCCAUGAGUCCUCGCAUCAGCAGUCCAAUGCACCACGGUGGAGGAGGUGCUCAGCAGAGAGGAGGGGGAGGAGGGGGGAUGGGGCGGGGCCGAGGGCGCAGAGACAACGAGCUGAUUGGUCAGACGGUCCGCAUCUCACAAGGUCCUUACAAAGGGUACAUCGGUGUGGUCAAGGAUGCCACCGAGUCCACGGCUCGAGUGGAACUACACUCCACCUGUCAGACCAUCUCUGUGGACCGCCAGCGCCUCACCACCAUGGGAGCGAAGAGACACAGCGGGAUGACCUCCACCCACGGACGAACACCCAUGUACGGCUCCCAGACGCCCAUGUACGGCACCGGCUCCAGAACGCCCAUGUAUGGGUCCCAGACGCCACUGCACGACGGAAGCCGAACACCACACUACGGAUCUCAGACCCCGCUGCAUGAUGGGAGCAGGACCCCAGGUCAGAGCGGAGCCUGGGACCCCAACAACCCCAACACCCCUUCCAGAAACGAGGAGGAAUACGAUUUCGGCUACGAUGACGAGCCGUCCCCGUCUCCUCAGGGUUAUGGAGGGACCCCCAACCCCCAGACCCCAGGUUACCCAGAAGUCCCUUCUCCGCAGGUCAACCCCCAGUACAACCCUCAGACACCUGGAACACCUGCCAUGUACAACACAGAACAGUACUCCCCCUACGCUGCCCCCUCCCCUCAGGGCUCCUAUCAGCCCAGCCCCAGUCCUCAGAGCUACCACCAGGUGGCGCCCUCACCCGUCGGGUACCAGAACACCCACUCUCCAGCCAGCUACCAUCCGACGCCUUCUCCCAUGGCCUAUCAGGCCAGCCCCAGUCCCAGUCCGGUGGGCUACAGUCCCAUGACCCCCGGCGCCCCCUCCCCUGGGGGUUAUAACCCUCACACCCCCGGCUCCAACAUCGAGCAGGGCAGCAGCGACUGGGUCACCACCGACAUCCUGGUCCGGGUCAAGGACUCCUUCAUGGACCUGAUGGGUCAGACUGGGGUCAUCCGCAGCAUCACGGGUGGAAUGUGUUCAGUGUUUAUGCAGGAAUCAGACAAGGUGGUGAGCAUCAGCAGUGACCACCUGGAACCCGUCACCCCGACCAAGAACAACAAGGUGAAGGUGAUCCUGGGGGAGGACCGCGAGGCCACGGGCAUCCUGCUGAGUAUCGACGGGGACGACGGCAUCGUUCGGAUGGAGCUGGACGACCAGCUGAAGAUCCUCAACCUGAGGUUCCUGGGACGCCUGGAGCACUGAACCCAGAACCCCCUGGACCCGGGUCUGUUCACAGUCCACUUAGACCGGUCUACAGUCUCAGACCAGGGUUCACAUAUUCCACAGAACUCCUCCUCGCUGAUAUCGUUCUUUUUUUUAAUUCUUUUUUUUUCGUUAGCUUCCUGUGUUCUUAGUGAUGGGUUCUGCUUUUAGUGCUUUUUCAGUGUUCUGUUCGUACGUUUGCUUUUCUGGAGCGGGACGGGUCCGAAACUGUUCAUGUUCAUUAAUAAACUGUGAUCCAGCUCA